CUGAGCUGACCGUUUGUGACUGAUAUCCGCCCCCUUCACAAAAUACGAUGAGUUCUCUGCUUAUUUUCCUUUCUCUUUUAGCUGUCCCACCAUGUGUUCUCUCAGAAAUCCGGCUGGAGCAGUGGGGAACAGAGCAGGUGAAGCCCACGGAGUCUGCCAAACUUACUUGUGCUGUUUACGGUACCUCUGUUGAUGGCAACGCUUGGAGCUGGAUCCGGCAGCCUCCUGGAAAGAGGCUGGAGUGGUUGGGAGUGAUCUGGAGCAGUGGAUCAACUGACUACAGCGCGGGUAUCAAAGAUCGAAUCAGCAUCACCAGAGACAGCUCUAAAGGUCAAGUCUAUUUGCAGCUGAACAAGAUGAAAGCUGCGGACACCGCCACCUAUUACUGCGCUAGACGGCACAGUGACACGGAGCAACCGAGCGCUCAUGCAAAAUCCUUCCUGCCGGAAGUUAGAAGAAUAUUGUGUUACCGCUGUUUUUAUACCGAUAUUAAUGGCCUUUCUUUGUUCUCAGGUGUCCGGUCCCAGGUGCAGCUGGUGGAGUCCGGAGGGGAUGUGAAAAAGCCCGGAGACUCUCUCCGCCUCUCCUGCAAAGCCUCCGGGUUCACCUUCAGCAGCUACAAUAUGGACUGGGUCCGACAGGCUCCUGGCAAGGGACUAGAAUGGGUCGCUUUUAUAAGCACUGAUGGGAGUAGUACAUACUACCCUGAUUCAGUGAAAGGCCGAUUCACCAUCUCCCGGGAUAAUCCCAAGAGUGAGCUGUAUCUGCAAAUGACCGGCCUGAAGCCCGAGGACACCGCCCGCUAUUACUGUGCGAGAGACACAGUGACACGAAACCGGUUUGUGAUCAUACAAAAACCCAGGCUGCGGAAUCGCGCUUCUCCCGGCAGCCGCGCGGGGGCAGCAGUGACACACACACCGCUCCGGGCUGGGACAGGAGACCCGGCACCCGGGUGAAUGUAACACAAACCUCCCGGCAGUUUUAACCCUUCCGUUACCGGGCAAUGUGUCUCCCCUUCCGGCCUAGAGCCUCGCUGGCCCUGCGGCGCAGAGAUCUCUCGCUUCAUCUGUGAACCCCAAUCCGGAGUGAGUCCUGUUCUGAGUCGCUCUCCCCUCGCUG
Mauremys reevesii (Reeves's turtle) is the source of this 1119-nucleotide messenger RNA. RefSeq lists its product as uncharacterized. The record is from RefSeq and is a predicted model, not a curated record. Gene Ontology annotation, cellular component: external side of plasma membrane; immunoglobulin complex, circulating; blood microparticle. Bases 48 to 956 code for a protein of 302 amino acids. NCBI's taxonomy places the organism in Eukaryota, Metazoa, Chordata, Testudines, Geoemydidae. Gene Ontology annotation, molecular function: immunoglobulin receptor binding; antigen binding. Gene Ontology annotation, biological process: phagocytosis, recognition; B cell receptor signaling pathway; phagocytosis, engulfment. The transcript is spliced from 3 exons.